CCGUGUGUGGGGGGCGGCGGUCUGUGCACGGGCGGUCAGCGACCACGCGCCGUUUCUGAAUUUGACGUCGGUUCUGCCGCGAAGGUGCCUUGCCAGAGGCUUUAGAGUUUGUACUCGUAGGAAGGUACUGAGUGGAGGCCAGCGCGAGGCAGCGGUGCGGGCGGACGGUGGAGUGGACGCCCCAACCGGCGGGUGGACUGUGGACUGCACGUCCCAGUGGAUGGUGCAGUGGCCACGCGGAUGCCCGUGACCGCUGUCCGCUGGUGGUGUCUGGCUCAGAACGGUGGUGCCCAGCCCUAGGCCUCGCCGCGCCGGUCAGUGGAACGUGCCGGACGACUUUUCAUUGCCUCUGAUCGCACGGUCGAGCCUUUGCGGUGUCGCACGGGAAGCGUCGCCAUGAGUGGCAUCCAGGAUCGGUUCAACAAUGCGAUGAAGAGCUUCACAAAGAAGGACAAGAAGGAGAAGGACAAGGAGACGCCAGACACCGUAGUAGACGACGAUGCACCACGAAAGGAUAACUACUUCAAACGGGUCAAGGGCUCUGACCCGGGCGCGGCUACAUGCCGGGGCAAGCUGCAGUAUCGCCGCUCCCGUCUCAAUGUCGACAUCAACAAACAUCUGAUGCUGCGCCAGGGGGCCGAGAACCUGCUCAGGGCGGCGGACAACAAAAAAGUCCGGCAAGCCGUGUCUCUCGAGUUGAGCUUCGUCAACUCCAACCUGCAGUAUCUGAAGGAGGAGCUCUCAGACCUGAACAGCUCCGUGGAAGUGUACCAGAAUGACAGCAAAACGCAGCACAUUCCAAUGAUCCCGUUUGGCCUGAAGGAGACCAAGCAUAUCGACUUCACCGACGCAUUUAAGGAUUUUAUUCUGGAGCACUACAGCGAGGACGCGGACAAGUACACGGCUGCCAUCCAGGAGUUCACCGACAUACGUCAGGCCAUGAGAACACCCCAGCGCAGCAAAACCGGGCUAGCCCUGCUCUUCGAGUACUACAACCAGCUAUACUUCGUCGAGCGGCGGUUCUUCCCGCCCGACCGGAGCCUCGGCGUGCACUUCGAAUGGUACGAUUCGCUAACUGGACUGCCCAGCUGCCAGCGAACGGUGGCCUUCGAGAAAGCGUCAGUGCUCUUCAACAUCGCGGCCCUGCACAGUCAGCUGGGGGCGCGCGAAGAGCGUGACAGUCCAGAGGGUCUCGACAGCACCGUCAACAACUACGUGAGAGCGGCAGGCAUCUACAGAUACAUCCUAGAGAACUUCUCGAACGCGCCGAGCCGCGACCUGGACCCGGACGUGCUGGAGGUGCUGUCGAACCUGCUGCUGGCGCAGGCGCGGGAGUGCCAGCUGGAGAGACUGACGCUGGCGGAGGAGAAGACCAAGCUGGCUGCCCGGCUCGAUAUGGGUCGGGAGGCGGCCCAGGUGUCCGAGGUGUACCACCGUCUGCGGGAGCAGAUGUCUCCACCGUCGGUGGAGGAGUCGGUGCCACCGUCCUGGCAGCAGCUGGUCCACAUCAAGGAGGUCUACUACGUCGCCCUUGCUCACCACCACUUCGCCAUCGGCCUCCUCGAGCACCAGGGGCCGCUGGGUCGGCGGGAGAUAGACACGCUGCAGCAGUCCCAGCGCAAUCGGGACGACAUUCUCGGCAUCGACCUGACCUUGCCUCGCAACGCCGCGCAGGCCAAGUAUCUGGGGAAGUGCCACCUGAACGAGGCCAUCACGCUACACGAGGAGUGUCUGCGAUUGUACCGGAUGUCCCGCGAGCUGAAGAAGCGCGAGAUGCUGCACCACGUGCUGAAGGUGGCGCUGGACGUCUCCGUGGAGCGACUGGAGAUCAUCCGGAAGGAGGACGACUUCGACGAGCCCGUGGAGCCGCCGACAAUCUCUGGCUCCUCCAAGCAGGCGCUGACGCUGCGGCCGCCGGACUUCAGCCAGCACCAGGUGCCGGACCUGUUCCGCGCGCUGGGCCCCGUCGAGGUGUUCUCAGCGCACCAUCACUGGUCGGCGCCGCGCUCAGUCACCAUCAGCCGGCAGCCCGGCGAGGGGCUCGGCUUCAGCGUCAAGAUGGAGGCGCCCGUCGUCGUCGUCGACGUCGAACCCACCGGCGUGGCAGAGCGCGCCGGCCUCAAGGAAAACGACUACAUCGUGGGCAUGGACGGCCAGGACCUCAAGUGGAGCGGUCACGCGGAUGUGGUGGCGCUCAUCCGACAGGCCGGCAGCGAGUUCAGCUUGGUCGUCGUCACGCCCAUGGACAAGACGGAGCCGACGCGGGAGCCGCCGCGGCCGCCGCCGAUGCCGCCGCUCUCGGACAAGACCUGGGGCUCGCUCUCCAGCUCGGGGCGUCAGCUCGGCGUUCUCCAGCCGCAAGCCGAGCCCGGCCAGCAGCCUGCAACGGACACGGAGUUGUAG
Messenger RNA from Pollicipes pollicipes, 2403 nucleotides. RefSeq names its product rhophilin-2-B. The record is from RefSeq and is a predicted model, not a curated record. Gene Ontology annotation, biological process: negative regulation of stress fiber assembly; signal transduction. NCBI's taxonomy places the organism in Eukaryota, Metazoa, Arthropoda, Thecostraca, Pollicipedomorpha, Pollicipedidae. Gene Ontology annotation, molecular function: protein binding. The transcript has 15 exons. The coding region runs from base 397 to 2403 and encodes 668 amino acids.